AUGGGGUACAUGGUUGCCCAAAAGGGUGGAUAUAAUGAUGUUGGUUUUACAAAGAAAGACUUGUACAAUUAUUCCGACAAAAAAAUGUGUGAUGUUGUUAAGGAUGGUGAUGUUGCUGCUGCCCUAAAUUAUCUCAAAGUGAAAUCAUCUACGGAUCCUAUGCUUUAUGCAGAAUAUUGUGUCAGUAGUGACGGAAGAUUGAAGUCACUUUUUUGGGCAGACGGCCCUAGUAGAUCAGACUAUAUAUGUUUUGGGGAUGUUCUUGCAUUUGACACAACUUACAGGAAGAACAAAUACAAUUAUCCCUUGGUUAUAUUUUCUGGUUGCAACCACCACUCGCAGACUGUUAUAUUCGGUGCAGCAUUGGUGUCGGACGAAACGAUAGAGACGUAUAAGUGGUUGUUGAAGUGUUUCUUAGACUGCAUGGAAAACAAAUAUCCAGAAGCAGUUGUAACAGAUGGAGAUGGUGCUAUGAGGGAGGCUAUCAAACAAAUUUAUCCUGAUGCGACCCAUCGGUUGUGUGCUUGGCAUUUGAACAAGAAUGCAGGUGAAAAUGUAAAGAAGUCACAAUUUUUGGAUGGUUUUAAAAAGGCAAUGUACUCAAAUUUUACAACAGAACAAUUUGAAGAAUUUUGGUGGGAGAUGUAUAAAGAGAAUGAACUUGAAGGAAAUUCUUGGGUUGCCAAAACAUAUGAGACCAAGUCACUUUGGGCUACUGCAUAUCUACAUGAUAAGUUUUUUGGUCAUAUAAGAACUACGUCUCAGUGCGAAGCUGUCAAUGCUAUAAUCAAGUCUUAUGUAAGGAAGAAAGGGUGCAUUUUUGAAUUUAUGCAUAAUCUUGAACAAGCUUUGAGGGAUUACAGAAAUAAUGAACUUGUUGCUGAUUUUAAAUCGAAGUUUUCAGAUCCAGUGUUGACAACUCAUCUUCGUCCGAUCGAAAGUGACGCUGCCAAAACUUAUACAGCAGAGAUUUUCAAAGAAAUAAAAGAAGAAAUAAUGAAGGCUGGUGCGUUAAUUGUAAAGGAGCGAUUAAUAAAAGGGGAACUGAGAGUUUAUACAUUGACAAAAUAUUGUGAGGAUGGAUAUGAAAGAGAGGUUGUGUAUGAUCCUUCAGGUGAAACAUUGUGA
This is a messenger RNA of Vicia villosa (hairy vetch), 1128 nucleotides long. RefSeq names its product protein FAR1-RELATED SEQUENCE 5-like. The record is from RefSeq and is a predicted model, not a curated record. Gene Ontology annotation, biological process: regulation of DNA-templated transcription. The coding region runs from base 1 to 1128 and encodes 375 amino acids. Lineage: Eukaryota; Viridiplantae; Streptophyta; Magnoliopsida; Fabales; Fabaceae. The transcript has a single exon.